Messenger RNA from Diaporthe amygdali, 1599 nucleotides. Its product is annotated as set and mynd domain-containing protein. Gene Ontology annotation, molecular function: protein binding. The transcript is spliced from 5 exons. Lineage: Eukaryota; Fungi; Ascomycota; Sordariomycetes; Diaporthales; Diaporthaceae. Bases 1 to 1599 code for a protein of 532 amino acids. The record is from RefSeq and is a predicted model, not a curated record. Gene Ontology annotation, cellular component: nucleus.
AUGGCAACCUCUCAAAGAACACCAAUUGACACUCAACCCAAGCUUUGCGAUCAUAUCCUCAGUGACAUUGCCAAGUCAAAUGUCUCCCUACGAAUUGGCCGUUCCCUGAUUCCCAACGCUGGUAGCGGCUUGUUUGCUGUCAAUGACAUACCUGCUGGCUCGGAGAUUUUCCGCUCGAAUCCACUCAUCAUGGUUGCCGAGUCUGCCCACCAAGGUAUUUGUGAAUUCUGCUUUCUGAACAGCCGUUCGUCAGUCCAUAGCGACGGUCGCUUCUACACAAGCAAUGAAGAAAAUCUCAGGCCGCAAGUCACGCCCUGCAGUGCUUGCAGGGUCGCACGUUAUUGCUCCAAGAACUGCCAAGUCAAGGCAUGGAAGAGCUACCACAAGUACGAGUGCACCAUCUUGCAAGAGAAUCCAGCCUUGAAGUCCCUGGACCAAGCGCUUUGCCGUCUUCUCAUUUGGGUCAAGAAGGGUGUCAUUUCGGAAGAUAAUAUGCGUGCAGUCGUGGCACUGGAGACCGGGUUCGAGACCAAAAUGGAACGUCUGCGCCAAGCAAGCGAUGAUGCGCCUGAAAUUGACCAGUCUCUGCAAGCGGCACAAAACGCCCACUCUGCCGUCGAACCCGGCAUCAGUCUCAACUUUGUUCGCCAACUUUACUGCACGGCAAUCUGUCCAUCGGAGCUCGAGGCCUCGUACGGGAUCUGCCUCGAUCUUGUGAACAUAUCAGCAGGGAUGGAGAUCACCGUUUGCUACCGAGGUGGUCGACAAGAUGUCCUCCAACGGCGCAGAAUUUUGAAAGAACAAUUCUUCUUCACUUGUGACUGUAACAAAUGUAAGACCGAGAUAGCCGAGCACGUCACAGCUGCAGCCAAGCGCCAAGAUCACCUUGGCAUCCUCAGAAAGGCACAGGAUACUCUCACAGAGCUUGAGUUCAAAUACACGUUGGCAUUCUACUCUUCGGCCAGAUUUCUCAAGACUGCUAUGGAUUACCAGGAAAGGCUUCUUGACAUUGAGCAGAAAGUGUACCAGGAUGGCAACUGGCCUGACCACAUCGAGCCGAUGCCCUCCGCCCUCCGCGCCUUGGGCUGCAUGUAUCUAGAGCUCAACUACGUCGUGGGCCUCGAGUUUGUCCUGAAAGGUACGCUCUACUCGCGCGAGCAUGCCGGUCCUCGCUGGGUUCUCGACCUCAUGGGCCUUGUCAAAUUCUUGAUCUUCCUAUCGCAGGAAAGGGACGAGUCACUCAAUUGGACUGGAUGCGGACAUCCAGAGGUACUCGGAGGCCGCCUUGCCCUGCAGAACGUUGCUCGGGGUUACCUCAUCCUGGUGUGUCUUAGUGGCCGUUUCACCUUCGGCUUCGACACGAAGUACGUGCGGGCCCUCUUCAAUUGGGCUGGGAACAUCACAGAGCGGUCUGGUGAUCACAGCAUUGAUACGGAGGCGUUUGAACAGCUCUUCAAGAAGUCGCAGGACAAGCUACUGACUUGGGCCAAGAUGAAAACGAGCCGUGGGCUUGAGUUGCCUUCCAGGGAGACCACCACGGCGCUUCGAGAGGACAUCGCAGAGUUCAACGCCAAAGUCCAGGUCAAGGCUGAGAAAUGA